Molecule: messenger RNA, 1779 nt
Organism: Cuscuta europaea
Lineage: Eukaryota; Viridiplantae; Streptophyta; Magnoliopsida; Solanales; Convolvulaceae
Source: the annotation of a GenBank genome assembly
GAGAUUUUCAAGCAUGUCAAAAUAGGAAGCGAAUGAAGGAGCAGAGAUAAAAGCAGUAACUUGCCUGGGCAUUUUUUGAAAAUUAUUCCAUUUAUUAACAGUUUUACCAAACCGAUUUGGCGGCCACCGCUACGGUGGCGGUGUCGACGUCUAAUCGCCCGUUUUCUGCAUCGGUUUUCCACCUACGCGUGGGGCCCGCACCCAGCUCCGCUCUGCUCUGUUUUCUUCAAAUUGAUAGAUACAUCCUUUUUGUUUUCAUUCGAGAGUUAGCUCAUAGCUCCCUACCACUACUCUCUCUCCAAACGACUCCCAGUUUGAAAAUUGAAUCUCCCAUUUUCAAUCUUCCAAUCGUACAGCGCCAUAAGAAAACCCCGCCUGCUUCAUUGUCAUCUUCCUCUUCAAUUAUCCCUGCUUCAUUGGCGUUUCUGAUUUGUUUUUGUUUUUAUUUUUCCUCUCGUUGACUUCAAAAGGAGGGGUGGGUAUUGCUUCAAGGGUGCCCAUUUUUUAGGGUUUCUUUGCUCUUCUUCUGAUGAUGAGUUAUUGAGUACUUUCUUUCCCACUCACUGCCCACCCACGAGUCGAAUAUCAGGAACUAUCACUCUCAUAUUAGUUAUGGCAACUGGAACUUUCUACUUUGAUGACGUAAGAAGUAAAUCUGAGGUUAUCGAUUCACCCCAAACUAAAGACAUGAUGGAUGUUGGCGAACAAGUCAGUGAGACCACGCAGAAUGCUGUAAAGCCUAACACCGCAGUCUCUACUACUAGUGUCCGUGAACUUUUGGAUUGCCCAGUAUGCCUUAAUGCUAUGUAUCCACCAAUUCAUCAGUGCUGCAAUGGUCACACGUUAUGUUCUGGAUGCAAGCCUAGGGUGCACAACCGAUGCCCAACUUGCAGGCACGAGCUCGGCAAUAUAAGAUGCCUAGCAUUGGAGAAGGUUGCUGCUUCUCUUGAGCUCCCAUGUAAAUAUCAGAACUAUGGAUGCGUGGGGAUCUAUCCUUAUUACAGCAAGCUGAAGCAUGAGUCCCAGUGUGGUUUCAGACCCUACAACUGUCCCUAUGCUGGCUCAGAAUGUUCAGUUAUUGGUGACAUUCCCUCCUUGGUGACUCACUUGAAAGACGAUCACAAGGUUGAUAUGCAUGUUGGGAGUACUUUCAACCACCGCUAUGUCAAAUCAAACCCUCAUGAGGUUGAGAAUGCAACGUGGAUGCUCACUGUGUUCAGUUGCUUUGGACAGUACUUCUGCUUGCAUUUUGAAGCAUUUCAGUUAGGCAUGGCACCAGUUUAUGUGGCAUUCUUGCGGUUUAUGGGUGAUGACAAUGAGGCAAAAAACUACAGCUAUAGUCUGGAGGUGGGAGGGAAUGGGAGAAAGAUGAUCUGGCAAGGUGUGCCAAGAAGCAUACGGGAUAGUCACCGUAAGGUUCGUGACAGUUUUGAUGGUCUCAUCAUUCAACGCAACAUGGCACUCUUCUUCUCCGGUGGGGAUAGGAAAGAACUGAAGCUAAGAGUCACUGGCAGGAUAUGGAAAGAGCAGUGAUAGUUGGUCCCUAGAAUCGAUCACAAGACGGACCCAUCUUUCAGUCCCAUGAAAAGGAUUUGUUCAUUCACUGCUUAAUGUCUUUCUGGUCUUGUGCUUUUUUGAUCUACCGAAGCAAACACUCUUUGCUUUAGGACAUGUUGAUAAUGGGGCUCUUUUGUCCAUAAGAAAUGGAGUUGAUUCCUCAGAUGUUUAUUACUCUUAACUAUUUUUAAAUUUUCAGUUUUCAUUCUAACUAAAAUCCAC